Messenger RNA from Lycium ferocissimum, 759 nucleotides. Its product is annotated as protein PAM68, chloroplastic. NCBI's taxonomy places the organism in Eukaryota, Viridiplantae, Streptophyta, Magnoliopsida, Solanales, Solanaceae. The transcript has a single exon. The record is from RefSeq and is a predicted model, not a curated record. The coding region runs from base 88 to 684 and encodes 198 amino acids.
AAUCUUGAACAAAGACCUAUCCACCACCAACCAAUUAGAACAAUGUGAAGAGUGAAGUUGUAAACAGGACAGUGAAGAAAAAGAAUAAUGGAAACACUAAAUUCAUUUCCAAGACUAGUAGUAUCUCCAACUCCAUUAACCUCAAAAAACAAACACUCCCUUCACUUCCCAAUUUCCAAAUCCAAACAACUACAUCAAACUUCAAACUUGACACCUCUUUUUGCAACUAUAAAUUCUCCAAAAGGUUUUGGACCUUCCCCUAAGAAAAUUACCAAAAAAACCAAGAAACCAAAACAAGAAUAUGAAGAUAAAGAUGAUGAUGAUCAAGAAGAUGAUGAUGAUGAUGGGAAUCAAGAAGGAGGUGUUAUACCAGAGAUAGUGACUAAUAGAAUGAUAAGCAGAAUAGGAUUAUCAGUUGGUAUACCUUUGUUUAUUGGCUUAUUAUUUUUUCCUUUCUUUUAUUAUCUUAAGGUUGGAUUAAAGACUGAUGUGCCUACUUGGGUACCUUUUAUUGUGUCAUUUAUUUUCUUUGGGACUGCCUUAUUAGGAGUUAGUUAUGGGAUAGUUUCAUCUAGUUGGGAUCCAAUGAGAGAAGGAUCACUCUUGGGUUGGAAUGAAGCUAAGAAGAAUUGGCCUGUUUUUUGGCAGUCAAUUUCAGGUGGUGGAUCAAGAAAGAAGUAUUAGGACUUUUGGCUAUGCAAUAUCUCUCUUUGAAUAUGUCUUUUAAAUCUUGGUCUUAUUAUAUAAUCUUCUCAUUUA